GUACAACGAACUGGGGCAGGCCGUGUGCCGAGUCUGCACCACCGUGAUCAAAUCCGAAAGCCUCUGGGCGGCACAUCUUGUCAGCAAGCAGCACAAGGAGAGUGCGGAGCGGCUCAAGCAGAGAGCCAAGGCCGCAGCACCUCCUGCCACCGCCGCUGCCACCACGCGAGCACCUGCUGCAGGCGGCCAGAGAGCUGCUGCUGCUGCUGCUGGGGCCCUCCCGAGUGACUUCUUUGAUUCUGCUUCGACACCUAAACGCCCUCGCCAUGACCCGCCCUCCGCCACCACCAGUGCUGCUGCCUCCGCGCCUGCCAACCCACCAGCCUCCCCACCAGCAGCAGCGCUCUCACCAGCAGCCGCGUUGUCUGUGAGGCCAACAUCGGGACCACCUGCAUCCACCCCUGCCGUCCCUGCCGCCCAUGCGGACCCUGCUGCCCGUGCCAAUGCGCCUGCCUCAUCGGCCCCCUCUGCUGCUCCCAGCACCACCGGCCUGCCGCCGGAUUUCUUCCAUGCCGCCCCACCCGCUGCUGCCGCCCCCUCGGGGGUGUUACCGGAGGGGUUCUUUGACAGCAAGGAGGCGGACCACAGGGCGAGGGGCGUGGAGUAUAAGAAGCCAGACGCGGAGUGA
Molecule: messenger RNA, 628 nt
Organism: Closterium sp. Yama58-4
Lineage: Eukaryota; Viridiplantae; Streptophyta; Zygnematophyceae; Desmidiales; Closteriaceae
Source: the annotation of a GenBank genome assembly